GUUUCACCAGUCCUCCAAUUAAGAAAAGCGCACAUUACCACGUCAACAAAGCCCCUUUCUAAAUUAUAAUAAGUGAACAGGACGCUCGACAACCAGGGAAACGCACAUUUGACUGGAAGUAACAGUGUCGGGGACAAUUAAGCGGGCAAUUACGGCGGUCGUCUAGCCAUCCUCCUGACAGUAAAAACCCGACGCUGGCGCUUGUUCAGCGCUCAUAAUGAAUUUAUCCCGUCCACGCCUGCGCAGUCACCAUUCAUCUUUGAAUCUCCUGCGAAGGAGAAAGCAGCAGGCGGCUCUCGCUGGUGUCUAGCUGGAGAGCGCUUUGACUGAACGUCUUGGAUUUGGUCCGGUCAACGAGAGUCAGAGCUGUGAAACUGUGCCUGGUAUCAACGCGUGUUUGGAUAUCUGUUCCCACUACAGUAACACUUCAACCAUUCAAGAGAAACAGAUGGAGCUGUGAGCCGGGUCAGGGGGAAAUAGCAGGCACCUGGGAACCCAGUGAAUCACAGCACUGGAGAAAACAAGUGGGAGAAGUCUAGAGAAGUGAGGCAGUCAUCCUCACUCAGUCCCCACAGGGAUAUUCUCAUCCCAAGGAGCAAGGUAGAGGUUCCGAACCCAUCCUGAGACCGCAACACCGGGCCGCAGAGGGGCAAGAGGAAAGUACUGCGCAAGGUGAGACAGAGGGAAGCAGGUCAGGUCUGUAGGCAGGGGGCUCUGAGGGGAGCGUAUGAGGAGGAGUCAGAGAGCAGAGGAGACCCCCUGACCUGUCCUGACAACACAGAGCUGCCCCGGCAACACACCCGGGCCACACAAGGAGACGGACAAGGAGCACCCACUCCUUUCGCAGGCAUGAGGUCCUUCCGUUCGUUCGGUAAUGAUGACCGUCACGUCAUGGCCAAACACUCCACCAUCUACCCAUCGUCGUCUGAACUGGAGGCGGUCCAGACCCUGGUGUCCACCGUGGAGGGUGCCCUCAAACACGUCUCUGAUUGGAUAGACCAGAGCAAUGUCCAAUCGGUGCAGAUUAACAGCCAGGCAGACGCAGCAGCCGGCCAGACAGACGGCCAGCCGAACCCCACAGACAGCACAAUGACAGAGGAUGGUAGUGCUGACCAUGACGACGACCUUAACGACGACCCCGACGUUAGUCCCAGUGCCAGCCCAGAUGACUGCACAGACAGCAGCUGCAGGGAGCCCGGUGGAGGUGUGCUGUGUGGGGUGAUGAGGAUCGGCCUGGUGGCUAAAGGGCUGCUCAUCAAACAGGACAUGGAUCUGGAGCUGGUGCUGAUGUGUAGAGAGAAACCCACUGAUGCACUGCUGUGCACUGUCUGUGACAACCUGCCCCUGCAGAUACAAAAGUUAACCGAAGACAAGUAUGAGGUGCAGCGCUGUGUGCCAGAGGCAGCCAUCUUGGUGUGUAGUACGACAGAGCCAAAACUCACCCUGAAGGUCACCCUCACCUCCCCGCAGAUGAGAGAGGACAGCGACGCGGACGAACAAGUGGAGGGUGUUGAGCUGACAGACCCGGCAGACAUGCUGGACAGGCACAGAUGCCUGGUGGCCCUGGCGGCUCUGCGACAUGCCAAAUGGUUCCAGGCCAGAGUAAACGGGUUGAAGUCGUGUGUCAUCAUCCUCAGGAUCCUGAGAGACAUGUGCAAUAGACGGCCAGCCUGGGAGCCGCUGAAAGGAUGGCCCCUGGAGCUGAUCUGUGAGAAGGCCAUAGCCACGUGUAACCGGCCGCUUGGUGCAGGGGAGGCCCUCCGUCGGGUCAUGGAGUGUCUCGCCUCAGGAAUCCUCCUUCCAGGAGGACCAGGGUUACACGACCCGUGCGAGAAGGAGCUGACCAACACCCUAACGGCCAUGACAGACGAGGAGGCAGAGGCCAUCACAUACAGCGCACAGCACGCUCUGAGACUGAUGGCGUUCGGUCACAUCUACAAGGUGCUGGAGAUGGACCCUCUCCCCUCUAGUAAACCCUCCCAGAAGUACCCCUGGUCAGACAGGGAGGGCUCAGGGCUGAAGAGGCCCUACGAGGAUGGGCCCACGGACGACAAAGACCUCAUCAAGAAGAUGAAGAGGAACCUGAGGAAAGUCCUCGACAGCAAAGCAAUAGACACCAACCAACCAAUGAAUGCUCUGAUGCGUCUGAAUCAGAUACGUCCAGGUCUGCAGUACAAGCUGCUGUCCCAGUCCGGCCCGGUCCACGCUCCUGUCUUCACCAUGUCUGUAGACCUAGACAGCACCGUCUACGAAGCCUCGGGCUCCUCCAAGAAGACCGCCAAGCUGCAUGUCGCUGUCAAGGUUCUGCAGGCGAUGGGUUACCCCACAGGGUUCGAUGCAGACCUGGACUGCAGUGCAGACGAGAAAUCGGACGGAGAGGGGAAGAGCGAAUCAUCUACACACUCAAGCAAUAACACAGCACACUCAGACAACUCAAAUACACUGGAGGUCCGAACUCAGGGUCCUAUUCUGACGGCCAGCGGUAAGAACCCCGUCAUGGAGCUGAACGAGAAGCGCAGGGGUCUGAAGUACGAGCUCAUAUCAGAGAGCGGGGGCAGCCACGACAAACGCUUCGUCAUGGAGGUGGAGGUGGAUGGUCAGAAGUUCCGUGGGGCGGGGCCUAAUAAGAAGGUGGCGAAGGCUUCGGCUGCAUUGGCUGCUCUGGAGAAACUCUUCUCUGGCCCCAACGCCGCCGCCGCCAACAACAACAAGAAGAAGAAGAUCAUCCCACAACAUGCCACUAAAGGAGCCCUAGCUGCAGCGGCAGCCUCAGCAGUAGCAGCCCAGGUGGCCAGAGGGAGAGGUCGAGCCUUCAUCAGCGCUGCCGCACCAGGGUACACACAGAUACCAGGCUUCGGGACUCCAUAUGGAUACAGUGCCGCAGCCGCCCCAGCCUACGGUGGUCUUUUCAUUGACAAUCCUUUUUACCAGCCUCGGACCAUCGCACCAUUUAUUAUUCAUUUGGGUCCUCAAGAUCUCUUCUCUGACUUCUAGAACCAUCAGGUUGUGUGGCUUCUAAACUGUCGUACCUACAGUCCCGCGAAGGAGCUUGACCUUUGACCCAGCAGGCUGUCUGUCCGUCUCCCACCGUACGGUACAGAGCCAGCGAGCGGUCAAACCGAACUCCUCUCACUCUGUUCUGUCUCCUCACAACCCAAAUCAAAGGAAACAAACCUUUAAAAAAAGCAAUACUUGAUUUGACUUUUUUGACUCUCAGCUGCAUCAAAACUGAAGGCUGAGUACCUUGGUCUUUUAGUCUCUUUCUUAUAUAGCAAUACUACACCUGAACUUUUUGGCUUCAAGCUUACUUGAGAUGAUGACGUGAAUGUUCAAUUGAGUCUUACCCAAACACAGCAUUGCAAUAGGUCAUUUCAACUGUAUAUUCACUGUGUGUAUGUAUGUGUGGCUAUACCAUGGAAUAUAUGCAUAUAUGUGUAUGGUAUGUGUUCCUAGAAAUAUAUAUAUUACAUGUGCUGAAACUAUUUAGGGUGUACGCGUGUGUAAAUAUGAUAUACUUAUUGUUGGUAUAAAUUAUUUUAGAAUUACAAAAGUGAAAUGUAAUUAUAAUCCCACAGUAUAGCUUUCUUCUUCUUCCAGUUUUAUAUACACUAAGCAAUUUACUCUACUCUAGUACUAGGACAAUGCAAUAUGAAACGUGUUUCUUAAUUAACAGACUAGCGUAGUGAUGCUUCCUUUUCUUUUACCCCGAUGUCUAUCUCAUCUGAGCCUUUCUGGACACGCUCAAGUCUCUCUGGUCUAAGGCUCGCUAGCACAGCCCGGUCAGAGUCGAGAGUCGCUCGCUCACUCAACCCAGCAACCCUACCGCCCUUUCUAACACACACACACACACACACACACACACACACACACACACACACACACACACACACACACACACACACACACACACACACACACACACACACACACACACACACACACACACACACACACACUUCCUAUGUGACAGCACACAUUACUUUCCUGUUGACUUCCGGUCAGAAAGCACACUUCUCUACUCAGUGGAACAUUUCUCAUUGCUCCACUGCUAACAGGCAUACGCUAGUGGAGGUUGCUGGGGGGGGGGGGCUCAUAAUAGCUGGAAACCAUGUGUUCGAUGUAUUUGAUACCGUUCCACUGAUUCCUCUCCAGUCCUUACCCCGAGCCCGUCCUCCCCGCAUUAAGGGGCCACCCUGUACUGUACUGCUCCAUACUAACCUGGGGGUCUGUUGGACAACUAGAGUAUCUGAACACUGAAACCUCCUCACAGGACUACAUUACCCAGAGGACCAGCCACAGUCCUCUCUCUCUCUGGCCUACAGCAUAACGUGGGACCAAAAGCACAGUUCACAGUUUGUUAGCUUGUAGAGGCGGCGGGUGGCCCUGUCACGGCACCACCGCCUGCUCGCCCGCCCCCCCCCCCCCUCAUGCACACGUCAGUCGCCCCUCCGUUGCUGCGCAAAGGGCUUAGUUCACAAUCCGUUUGUACAACUGUUGUACAAUGUGCAGGCAAACUCACGAAAAGGGGGUAUUUUGGAUCACAACCAAUGUGUCAAAUGUAUUAUGCAUCGGUUUCACAAACCGAGCGUGGACUAAGUGGAGCUACUCGGACAAUCCAACACACAGGGCCCCACUGCUGCAUCUGUCAACAGUCGCAGAACAACCAGCCUUGCCACCACGGAACAGUCCAACCACACGUGAAUUAGCUACAUCUAAUUCAACGGAUAGUCCGACAUUAUACACGUUUAUAGCUCUACUGUAGAAAGACAGACGGGACCCAGUCGUUUCAUAACCACCUGCUUUACCCUCUCUAGUAUAGCUUUUGUCUAUACUAUAUAGUAUAAUAUACUACCUAUAGUAGGCAGUAUGCUAUAUCUAACUGAGAAGGUGAAGCCAUAGUAAGCUGUAGUUGAUAUAUGAGUUUAUCUGGGGUUAAAUUAGCGUAUGGUGGUAAAGUAAAACUACAGUGCCUAGCAAGAUUUACCAACCCAGCAUCAAGGCCAUAUUACCUGGUCUUGAAUAAGUGGACAUCUUAUAUCAGGAUGAGUCACUACAACCGCCCUGUAUCCAGUUGGAUGGAUCACAAAGUACAGGAUAAGAUAAGGUAAAUGAAUGUUGUUGUUUUUUAAAGCUUAUUUAUAUGAAAGCUGCUAAAAAUGUUAAAUCAACCCCCCCCCCCCCCCAAAAAAAAAAACAUUUUGCUAGUGCGUUCUGCAAUAUCACUUUUGUGUUUUUCAAAUAGAGGCGCCAGGCUGAUACAAACAUACCCAUAACCACAUGAUCUGACAACGGGCACAAUGCACAUCCAAAAGGGAAUGCAUGGUUUUAAGGUGUGCUCGUAUUUGAAUGUCCCGAAACAUUGAAGCAUAGCUUUUUAUAGCACUGGUUGGUGGGUCAAAUCUUUUCACAAACACACACGGUACUGUAUGUAUUUAUGUAUGUAGCUUCAGUUGGUGAGAGCUUCUGAUGUUUUGUCCUCAUCACCUUUUGGGAUGUUCAACACGACAGCCUUUUAAAAAAAAAAACAACUGCGGUCAGAAGGAAACUGCUGAAAUAUUGCAGGAAGUACAUGAAAUGCUUUGAUUCUUCUUCCUUGAUCUUCGUGGCAGUUUGAUCUUCAGUGUUUUUGUCAUUUUAAAUGUUGUCCUUUUUAUUUGAUUUUUUUUUUUAAUAAUGUGGGAAAGCUAUUGAGCCUCAGUGUAACUUUCAAGACGAAUAACUUACAGGAUUUCAAUCCUGGUGGGGCCAUACUUGUGAACUUUUUCUCAGUCUCAAAAUGAACAGCAGCCAAUUAAAAUGGUUGAGGUACACCGACUAUACCAAACCUUAGGAACUCCUUCCUAAUAUUCAGUUGUACGACUUCAGUUCGUCAGGGCAUGGAUUCUAAAAGGUAUCGAAAUUGUUCCACAGGGAUCCUGGCCCAUGUUAACGCCAAUGCUUCCCACAGUUGUGCCAGGUUGGCUGGAUGUCCUUUGGGUGGUGGACCAUUCUUGAUACACACGGGAAACUGUUGAGCGUGAAAAACCCAGCAGCAUUGCAGUUCUUGACACAAAC
Messenger RNA from Oncorhynchus gorbuscha (pink salmon), 6054 nucleotides. RefSeq names its product spermatid perinuclear RNA binding protein. The coding region runs from base 850 to 2994 and encodes 714 amino acids. The transcript is spliced from 20 exons. The record is from RefSeq and is a predicted model, not a curated record. Gene Ontology annotation, molecular function: double-stranded RNA binding; single-stranded RNA binding. Gene Ontology annotation, cellular component: precatalytic spliceosome. NCBI's taxonomy places the organism in Eukaryota, Metazoa, Chordata, Actinopteri, Salmoniformes, Salmonidae.